UUAAGUAUUUUCAUUGUUUUGUUUCCAUCAGAGCUGACCACUGAGUCACCAGACUUGAGCGCCAAUCCCUCAGUUUUAUAUAGUUCAGAGCAAAGCCAAAGCGUAAUCUUCGUAUUUCAGAGAUGUAGUGCAAAUAUGUCUGUAUGAAGGCGAAAACCGUUGAUUAAAUCUGAUAAAAAUGACACAGUUGGUAUCACGGUGAUAAGAUAAGAACUCGUUGAAAUGAAAAUGUUCAAUUAUUAGGUGUGUUAGGUUUUGCUAUGAUGAUGACAUGAAGUGAAAGAAAAUAUGAAACUUAUAGUGAUUAUCACCUUUAUCUAUCUGUGCUCAGCAGAUGGAGUCUUCCAGAACUCCAGUCACAUAUGCGAUACAUGCAAUUGCCAUGAGACCGAAAAUGAAUUCAUUUUAAACUGCGUCGACAAAAGAUUCACACAUGUUUUGGCCGACUGGCCACAUCACAACAAAUCUCUGAUCGCCGAUUUCAGUUACAACAACAUAUCAACCUUGGAGAAAUUACCCACCAGCAAUUAUUCAGUCCGGUUGAUGUUUGACCAUUGCAACAUCAAGUCCUUGGAACCUGGGAUUUUGGUUAAUGUUGUAAAAGUGGAACUUCUGGAUCUCAGUUAUAAUUUGUUAACCACUGAGAAAAUUGAUGGAAUAGACUUUAAAGGUCCAUACGUCAAAGAGAAAUAUUUUCCAACAGCUCUAAAGCACCUAAAUCUAGCUUAUAACUUAAUCCAUACCUUGCCUGAAAAGUUGUUUGAAAGUAUGCCGCAUUUGGAAGAUCUCAAUUUGGCAGGAAACGGCUUCAGUGUCUUGGAUUUCAACUCCCAACAUGCUCUUUCGUCUCUAUCAAAACUCAAGAGACUAAACUUAUCUAACAAUGGACUAACAGAAUUAGUAGGAGAUGCUGUGCGAAAUUUAACAGACUUAGAAGAGUUAGACUUGUCUUAUAAUAAGCUAGACUUUGUGCCAAAUACUUUAGAUUAUUUGAAAAAGAACCUCAAGGUUCUGGAUUUGAGUAAUAAUCCUAUCUAUAAGUUGAAUGACAAAAGUUUCCUAGGGCUUAAUCUUAAAUAUCUGUAUUUGAACAAUUUACCAAGAGUCAAAGCUGUUGGGCCGAAUACAUUUGCCACUUUGCCGAUGUUGAAAAAGUUAGAAAUGUGCAAUAAUAUACAUUUAAGGGAUAUCGAUAGAGAAGCUUUCAGUCCAAAACAAGAAUUAGUGGAGCUAUACCUCAAUAACAAUUCAUUGGUUGAGAUUAGUUAUCAUCUUCUGCAAUGGAAGACGCUGGAAAUUUUCGAAAUCAUGGAAAACCCUUUAUCUUGCACUUGCGACUUAUACAAUAUCUCGAGAGAUCUCAAAAAAGAUAUAACUCGCAAUUUAGAUGGACCUAGUUGUGUCCACAGCAAUGGAAAUGGCCAGAUGAUAUAUCGUUUGAAGGAAGCAAGUGUAUGUACAGGCAAGUGCGCAGAACGUCAACCAGUUAUGAGCCAGACGUAUUGGGGUCUUCUGUCAUCUUCAUCGUAUGGGAUGAGAAUAAACAUCAGCUUGGCAAACCAUUGCCAUAUGAUUUUGACAUCGAUUACGCAGAAGAACAUUUCGAAAUGUUGAGAGUGACAAUUAUAUCGCUGAGCAGUAUAUUAGUGGUCAUGAUGUUAAUUUUGACUGUGAUAGCGAUUUUAAGAUAUAGAAGAGGGACUGUGGUUAGGAACUAUCCCUUCACAGUGCAAGUCAGCUACAAUCCGUUGGAAAACAGGCCUUUCUAAGAAGUUUUCUUAUGAAAUGUAUCCUCAAUUUCACCAUUUAGGACAAACAUAUACAGAUCGCUAAAGAAAUCAGUUGUUUGCGAUUUUUAAUUUAGUUUUGGUUGAAGAAUUAUAAGGUUUUACAACGAAAAAUGAAAAUACCGUCUGUUAUUAGGAUAAAAGAUGUUUCCCAAAUAUGGGGUAAACAUCUACGAUUCGGAUAUAUGUUUGUUGAAAUGACGGGAAAUAACGGUUAUAAUUAACAAAAACCACAUGUAAAGCUUCUCAUAUACAUAGUUCCCAAUGACUACGUCCAGGGGGCAAAUUCUUGAAAAUGAGGGAACAGAACAAGAAGAAUCGCUCCAAAGGUGAUUGUAUCAACAAACCUUUUUUAUAUACGCCAAAACAGAUGUAAAUCUUUGUCAGAAAAGGUAAUAGAAAACUUUCUACUUCAUCUGACAGAUAAUGGAAUCCAUGCGUUAACCGAGGCUUAGCAAAUGUGCAAAUAUUUCGCUGUCAUGAUUUAUUCGAUCACAAGAAAAUUGUCAGUUUGAAAUUCAAGUUGUUCCUAACCUCAAAUUGACUAAAUGUUUAUGUAUUUUCUGUCCAUCAUCUGCUAGGUAGCGCUAUCAUCACGCAUCCAGCGAAUUCUGCUCCCUAAUUUUCAAGAGUUGGCCUCUACAUUAGUGAUGAGCUUUCUAGUUCAUUUCGCUGAACUAGUUCAAUAAGUCGUGUUCACUAAAACUAUUUUACGUAACAAAACGAAGUAACUCGUUACGAGAGUGAAAACGCCGCCUUCCAUCCGAUCGCCAGCUCUGGGUGUCUAAGUACUUGGGAAGACCUCGUAUUGUUAAUUUAAUUGUUAAGAUAGAUGUUUCAAAUUUAAAUAUUCCACGUGUCUCAAAUAGUAGGUGCACCUAUGAGAUAUAGACGUUUUCGAACAAUGUCAAAUAAUGUGGGAUCCACCUUUGUUUAUUUUCACUAGAAGCAGAUCAGAAGCUGAUAAAGUCCAAAAAUAAUGUGUUUAAAUGGAAAUUUGUAAUUAAUUUAUAUGUUUAUUUUAGCAUUCAAUUUCUUCAUUAGCCUCAGUGGGUGUUGUAUUGUAUAAAGUAAUAGUUUUUAACAACUUCAUUAUGACCUAUUUGAUAUCCCUGAACUAAACCACGAUGGUAUCCAGGCAACCAGUUAUUCAACAUUCUGCUUACUCGGUUGCCUACGGUGGUGUUCCGACUUCUAUCUCGCUCUCGCUCGUUCACUCACCCUUAAAUCGCUUGGAGUGAACAAGUUUUUCGUCGAAGGUUGAACUAGUUCAGUCAUAAAAAUGGUUCUUUUGAACUAGUUCGUUAUCAAACUACAUAUCACUACUCUGCAUACAAAUAUAAUCUGAAACUCUUGUUGCAAAAUUCGGUGAGUAUAAAGGCAUAGUAGUCGUUUAAUUUCAGUAUCUUGUAAAAGAUAAAGCUUAAGGCUACAUCAUGCUACUUGAAAUAUAGAAUAUGGUGUUUAAAACAUGCUUCUGAGUGUAAUGUCAGUUCCACUGAGACUAAAAUAAAAUCAGAGUCAUACAGAUAAGUUUAGCAUUUAAGUUAUGAUUAUGAAUUUCUUGUGCCAAUCGAAGUGUUAAUAAUUGUAUUCAAAUAACUGUGUAGGAGUAUUAUAAUAUAAUCUGUUUUGUUCAAAACACGCAUUUAAUUAUUUUAUUAUCACUACCAGCCCACAGGACAGGAAAAAGUCUAUUGUUUCUAUACUCCAAUUCGCAACAGUGGACGACAAUAACAUUGUCACUAAGAUAAUUAUUUUUCGGAUUUGUUGAGUCAUUGUACCUAUUUGAGAGCAUGUAUGUUCGAAACUAACAUUUCAUAAUUUGAAACAAAACUCUAAAAUAAACUUCCAAUCAAAGAUUGUUUUUCUCAUAAAGCAAUAACCUCCUCUCUUGCUAGCGCGAUAUCAUGCGGUGGCCAAAAAAAUCAACAGGUCAAGCUACAAUACGCCAAUGGGAUUGCUUGGCUGUCGUUUAUUGCCCAUCCGGUGAUGACUUAAAACACUUUUAUGAAUUCCUAUAAUAUAAAUUCAUAAAGAAUAAAGCAUCAGGGCCUCGAAGCGGGGGUUUCGGCUCUGAAAAUAACUCAUAUUUCAAUUUGAUCGCAUUUGUAUCUUAAACUUUCAACAUUUUUCUUUUUGGGUACUUUGUUUUUUAAAAGCCCAAAAUUCGCAAUGUUAGCAUUUAGCAAAAAUCCACCCAUUUUCGAAUAUUUAACUUGCGUUUUUGAAAGGUUCCUUUAUUUUAAUAAACAUUGAUUCACUUUUCCAAGAAAUCAACAUACCACAGUUAUGCAGCUUAUAAAUUUUUUUGUGCGUAAUCGUCGCCCAGUAUUUACGGUAUUUGCAGAAGUUUUAUUUUUUACUUAUUAUUUAAAGAGUCUUGCAACAGCCUAGGCAUAUUAUGUUUUACACUGUGGAAUUCAGUAACUAUAAUACUAAGUUAAAAUUGAAGCCAUAUUUUCACAUUACAUUUUUAGAACAAUUGUUUUUCAUAUGCUUUUCACUCCAUCAUUCUAGGGAUGCAAGCAACAAUCCAAUAGUUAACCACUUAUGCUAAAUCUACCCUAGAUAUGAUAGUGUUAAAAUUAUCUCUGAUUAAUAAUCAAUAAAUUUGGAAUACAGUGGUAAGA
Molecule: messenger RNA, 4420 nt
Organism: Acanthoscelides obtectus
Lineage: Eukaryota; Metazoa; Arthropoda; Insecta; Coleoptera; Chrysomelidae
Source: the annotation of a GenBank genome assembly